AUGGAUCGCUCCCUUGCGACCCUCCUGCGCUCUCUCCAGGCUUCUCCGACCUUCCACGAUGCUUUCAGGCUGCUUCCUACCGCCACCGCGCUCUUGACCCGUCUCUCCAAUCCGCUCAACCUCACCCUGCUCUCCUCACAGCUCCUGCAAAAUGAUAUUCUAUACCCUCAUCCAACCUCGAUUACGAACUCACGCCAGCUCUUCUCCGUCUUCUACACCGCAACCCUGCGAUUCCGCGAGGACAAGCGCCGCCGAGACCCAACGCAGGGACAGCAACAAAUACCGCCGCCUGAAUACAGCGGCAGCCAGCUCUCCGAACCAGACUGGUUUACGGCUGUAGUCAAGGGUGCAGACGAGCACAGUCCACGGUCGCGUCAUGUGUUGCUGUUGGGCGCGCUGUUGUUGGCCGGUUGCGAUCCGCAUGGCAGUGAAGAGCCCGUAGGACGUGCGCUGAGAGUCAAGCUCGAAGGAGCUCUGGUGAGGGCGGCAAACUUGGCCCUUGUGCACGGUGAUGACGAGGGAAAAGCGGUCGUGAGCUGGGUACUGGUCAAUACGGUGCAUUUACUGGGGGAGCCGACCAGAGCAGAGGUGGCCUUCGAUGCGCUGUUGCCAGUGCUGAUGUACGCGACUUUUACGGGCCUUGAGGGCCUAGAAAUGGGUUAUUGGGUUGGAGCCAUUGACCAGGAUGUCGAGGGGUCGCCAGACGGCAAGUUUGGGUGGUCGGCUAACAGCAGAAGCUUCCAGAGGGUGCAAGAGAUCAAAAGCCGGCCAAUGGUGCAGGUGCUUGGUGGUGUAUCGAGACUGUUGGCCAUGGCUAUUGAUGCGGCCCAAGAUCGACAAAGCAUAAUGGAUGUGGUUUCUAGGCUGGCUGAGUUUGCAAGGACGUUAGCGACGUCCUGGCGUCAAAACAAACUCAGUGAGGUGGACAUCAGCGAGGAGGUGCAGGUUCUCGAUGGAGAGACUAUCAGGGUCUCACUACCCGUCCUGCUCCAGUUGUUGCGAGAUACGAUGUUCGCCACAAUCAUUGCGCUAAGGUCGGUCGUCGGUAGACUGUUGACAGACCGUUUCCUGGCAUCAGACAUCAAUGCACCCGGCAUUGCGAUACAAUGUCUGCACACUCUGCGGGACAUGUACUUCAUCUCUCACAGGUUCGGCCAGACCUCGUCAUCGCAAUAUGUCUUCGUCAACUUCACAGCCCUCGAUUUGCUCAAUCAGUACCCACGAGCGGCUGAAAACUACCUGGCGACGACGAAGCCGAAGGAUGCUGGAGCAAUAUCACGACAUCCUCUUGACCGUAACCUGGACCUAUUCUUCCUCAACACUUCCGAACAUCUUACCCUAACUGUGAGUGCGCGAAUGAACGAUGAGCUCCUUCAGGUUGCUCUCCCGUACAUCCAGGCACAAGGCGACCCUCGGCUGGGUGAACUCUACGAGGCCGCUCACAGUCUGAUUCUGACGGUCUUCGCUGCCCCGCAGAAUGCAGAUCUCCUGCCGAAGCAUGUGCCUCACUACAUUGAGACACUGAUGGCCAGUUUCCCUUCGGUACUCAACCCCCGUCAAUUCCGCCUGGCCAUCAAAGCUGUUGUCAAGCUCGCCAGUCCGCCUUCUGCCAUUGCGAACCUUAUGCCACAUUUGCAAGCCAUCGUUCUCGAUCUACUCAGUCAACGUUUGAUACAUGCCUCUGAAGCAAUCCUCCCUUCAAUGUCUGACAUUCCGAUGGAAUCACAACAGCCUCUCUCCGAAAAGACUACCUUGCUGCUCGCCAUCCUAGAUUCACUGCCCUUCUUGCCAGUGUCGCUACUAGUAGACUGGCUGUCCAUCUCAGCAGACUUGCUCUUCAAGCUCGAUAGCACUGCACAACGAGCGAUCUGCCAACAAAAGUUCUGGGAAACACUGAGCAAUGGAGACAUGGAUGUUGAGCGAGCUGCAACUUGCGUGACCUGGUGGAACCAUAGGGGUGGUCGGGAGCUGGCCAUGCUGGGUGAGCUACCUGAAGAGGAGGAGUACACAAUGAGUGGUGCGCUGGGACAAGAGAGCAAACUUUGA
Cyphellophora europaea CBS 101466 is the source of this 2046-nucleotide messenger RNA. RefSeq lists its product as uncharacterized. The record is from RefSeq and is a predicted model, not a curated record. The coding region runs from base 1 to 2046 and encodes 681 amino acids. NCBI's taxonomy places the organism in Eukaryota, Fungi, Ascomycota, Eurotiomycetes, Chaetothyriales, Cyphellophoraceae. The transcript has a single exon.